UAAAAGACAUCAUCAUCAUCAUCAUCAUCAUUUUGUGUCACCAUGAAAAAAACUUUCUACUACAAUUUCUUACCCACCAAGGCAGAAGAAGAUGCAGCAGCGGCACGAAACGUACCACAUCUGGUGACUCGCACCCUAGUUGAAAUACGAGACUUGGACCAUCGAUCAAUCCCUGUAGUAGAUCCUAACAAUCCUUGGCUUCGGAUCAGAAAAACCAUUACCGGAGGUGAUGUCUUCAUUGGGAAGAUCAGCUUGUCGGAACAAGAAAUGCUGGAUCUACUUAGGCCUUGUACAUUAUACAAGGCUAAUUCUAUCCUGGCUGGCGAGAGAUCGUGUGUUUUGUAUGAUAACACAGAGGCAGAAAAUAGGUAUCAUAUAUAUGUGGAGCGAGGGCCUCAGAACAGCUAUACAUUAAGAUGCCUUGAUUUAAUGCGUCACCGGAAUCUUGUUCCCGGGGAUGAAGUAGGGAUGUUUUGGGAUGUUAACAAAGAUGGUUUUAGAUUUAAGAUAUUAGGUCGUGCAAAUGGAGAUGGUAAUUGAUACUUUUCUAGUUAGGGUUUUAGUUUUAGUUUGAUUUUUGGUGAUGUUUCACAGCUUGUUAAUGGUUUAUAUUUCUGCAUUUUUUUAUUAAUAAUAAAAUUAUAUAUUCUCUUUAAAUGUUGAUUAAUUGUUGGUUUAUUUUUACAAUAUAUUAAAUUGUCGUUU
Molecule: messenger RNA, 705 nt
Organism: Rubroshorea leprosula
Lineage: Eukaryota; Viridiplantae; Streptophyta; Magnoliopsida; Malvales; Dipterocarpaceae
Source: the annotation of a GenBank genome assembly